UGACUAUUCUUAUCAAUUCAUAAGUAAGUCAUAAAUCACCAAAUUUAAGUAAUAAUAAAUUUCCAUAAUAAGCUGGAUCAACUGGUAACCUGGAUAAUAUAAAUAUAUAUAUUUUCGAAUUCUAAGAUAUGGAGAUUUGUGUUGACAAUGUAGAGUCUGUUUUAAAUGCCGUUUCGGGUGGCGCUCAUAGAUUAGAACUGUGCAGUGCUUUGAGUGAAGGCGGUUUAACUCCAUCCGUAGGUUUUUUCAAAAUUGUUAAAUCCCUUGUAAGUGUACCUAUUUUUGUCAUGCUUAGACCAAGAGGAGGUAAUGACUUCCAAUUGUCAGAAAUAGAAUUGAAAAUUAUUCUUGAAGAUUUACAAUUGCUAAAAAACGCUGGUGCGGAUGGUUUUGUUUUUGGAGCCUUGACUGCUAAAGGGUUAAUAGAUACCGCUGCUUGUGCUUCAGUUAUUUCUGCUGCUCAUCCAUUACCUGUAACGUUUCAUCGGGCAUUUGAUGUGGCAACAGGUGAUCCAAUGGUAAUGGUAAAUGAAAUUGCUGAUCUCGGUUUCAAACGUUUGUUAACAAGUGGUAGAAGUUCAAAUGCUUUUGAUGGUGCAUUGCUAAUUAAACAUUUAAUCGAGGAAAUGGAUAAUAAGCUCAUUAUUAUACCAGGGGCAGGCAUUAGCAUUGAUAAUCUAAAACAAAUUUUGGACUUAACAUUGUGUCGUGAAAUUCAUGGAUCAGCAAAAUCACUAAAAAAUAAAACUAAUAAUCCUACAAUAAAUUUAGGACAAAAUUUAGCACCUAGAAUUUAUGUUACUGAUUCAAAUAUUGUUCGGGAAUUUCUUAAAAUUUUUGAAGAUUAUUUAAAACAAACUUUUUAAAAUGUUUCUAAUAUUUGUAUCAUUAUUACUUAAGUUUCUAUGAUGUAUCAGUAUUAAACAAUAAAAAAUAAUAUCUACAAAU
Molecule: messenger RNA, 948 nt
Organism: Adelges cooleyi (spruce gall adelgid)
Lineage: Eukaryota; Metazoa; Arthropoda; Insecta; Hemiptera; Adelgidae
Product: copper homeostasis protein cutC homolog
Exons: 3
Coding region: 129-866 (245 amino acids)
Molecular function (GO): copper ion binding
Source: RefSeq, a predicted model, not a curated record